CCAGAGCCGUGAACGCUGGAGGUUCAUCAGAUCGACUGUGCAAGGGUGCCAGGACGCAGGGCAAAGGUCGGGCCUGUGACGUUUCUUCAGUCUCUUCUCCUGGCGAUGUUCUCCUCAGAAGGCCUCGGUGACCCAGAGACGGGUUUUUCUCACUCCACGGUCCCAGAUCCCGGCAGCGGAGUCAGCGUCCCAGAAAUAAUCCGGAAGAAACGGGAUGGCGAGAAACUCAAGGAGGAGGAAAUCCGCGCUUUUGUCCGGGGGGUGACUAAAGGCACCCUGAAGGACGGGCAGAUUGGGGCGAUGCUUAUGGCCAUCCGACUGCAGGGCAUGGGCGCCGAAGAGACCCUGGCCCUGACCCGGGAGAUGGCUGCGUCGGGGCGCGUCUUGGAGUGGCCCGAGAAAUGGCGGGGGCUCCUGGUGGACAAGCACUCCACCGGCGGGGUGGGCGACAAAGUCAGCCUGCCCCUCGCCCCAGCCUUAGCGGCCUGCGGGUGUAAGGUGCCCAUGAUCAGCGGCCGAGGCCUGGGCCACACCGGAGGCACUCUGGACAAGCUGGAGUCUGUGCCGGGUUUCAAGGUGUCCCAGAGUCCCGAAAAGAUGGAAGAGAUCCUGGAGACGGUCGGCUGCUGCAUCGUGGAGCAGAGCCAAGAGCUGGUCCCGGCAGACAAAGCCCUCUACGCGCUGAGAGACGUCACGGCCACGGUGGACAGCUUGCCCCUCAUCACAGGCUCUAUCCUGAGCAAAAAGGCUGCAGAGAACAUCUCCGCCCUGGUUCUGGACGUGAAGUUUGGCAGUGCGGCCCUCUACCCCACCCUGGAGAGCGCCCAGGAGCUGGCGGAGAGCCUGGUGUCAGUCGGGACACAGCUUGGGAUCAGCUCUGUAGCUGUGCUCAGCAGGAUGGACGAGCCGGUGGGGCGCCGAGUGGGUCACUCCCUGGAGGUGCUGGAAGCCUUGGAGUGCCUGGAAGGAGGAGGCCCUGCAGAUCUCCGUGAGCUGGUUACCACACUAGGGGGUACCUUGCUGUGGCAGUGUGGCAGAGUGGCCUCAGUGCCCGAGGGGGCUGCCCGUGUUGCCCACGCCCUGGACGACGGCUCAGCACUGCGGACUUUCCAAGCCAUGCUGCAGGCCCAAGGAGUGGAGGCUGCCACGGCCCGGGCCCUGUGCGUGGGCUCGGAGGACGAACGCUUCCAGAUGCUGGGCCGGGCCAGGACCCAGGAGGAACUGCUGGCUCCGAAGGACGGAACCGUCCAGCAGAUCCUAGCCCUGCCAGUAGCUCAGGUGCUCCACCGUCUGGGAGCCGGGCGCACCCGGGAGGGGCAAGCCAUCAACCACCACGUGGGGGCUGAGGUACUCACCUCUGUGGGGCAGCCCCUGAGGAAAGGGUCUCCGUGGCUCCGGAUACAUCACGGAAGCCCCAAACUGAGUGACGGGGACCGAAGCGCCCUGCAGGCGGCACUGAUCCUGGGAGACCCCUUUCCUCCCCGCUCCAAGGUGGCAAAGACCAUCUUUCCCCAGACGCCUCUGAAAGAGGCUGGGUCGAUGGGGAGACCGGAGAGGCCGGAACAAGAGCAGAACUUGGGGGCACCGAGCCACCGCCCAGCUGAUUCGAAACCGGUCGGUCCUGGCAGAGACUUUCCUUGA
Messenger RNA from Gekko japonicus, 1641 nucleotides. RefSeq names its product thymidine phosphorylase (gene TYMP). Gene Ontology annotation, molecular function: pyrimidine-nucleoside phosphorylase activity; 1,4-alpha-oligoglucan phosphorylase activity. Gene Ontology annotation, biological process: pyrimidine nucleoside metabolic process; pyrimidine nucleobase metabolic process. The record is from RefSeq and is a predicted model, not a curated record. Gene Ontology annotation, cellular component: cytosol. The transcript has 11 exons. Bases 106 to 1641 code for a protein of 511 amino acids. Lineage: Eukaryota; Metazoa; Chordata; Lepidosauria; Squamata; Gekkonidae.